Mangifera indica (mango) is the source of this 2538-nucleotide messenger RNA. Its product is annotated as 3-oxoacyl-[acyl-carrier-protein] synthase II, chloroplastic-like. Lineage: Eukaryota; Viridiplantae; Streptophyta; Magnoliopsida; Sapindales; Anacardiaceae. Gene Ontology annotation, biological process: fatty acid biosynthetic process. The transcript is spliced from 14 exons. Gene Ontology annotation, molecular function: 3-oxoacyl-[acyl-carrier-protein] synthase activity. Gene Ontology annotation, cellular component: chloroplast stroma. The record is from RefSeq and is a predicted model, not a curated record. Bases 299 to 1990 code for a protein of 563 amino acids.
ACAGUAGAGAUAGAGAGAGAAAGAGGGAGAGGCUGUUGUUGGGCUUUGGUAAUCAAUCUUCAAUCCCAUUCAAUCACAGAGACGCCUGAGAGACUGAGCUAAGCCACUCUCUUGCUUAAAUCUAUAUACAGGACACCAAACUAAAACCACCCACUUCUUCACUGGUUGUAUAGAAGUUAUCGACCACUACCUUAAGCCCUUGAACUUCCUUCAUUUCACUGUCUUUUUCAAUUAUCUAUAUAUUAAUCCAAUCAUUUUUCUAUAGUCCAGAUUUGUUUCUUCUCUCUUAUUUGCAAUAAUGGCGUCAUCGGCUUCUUUCACAUCUCCUCUCUGCACGUGGCUGGUGGCGGCUUGCAUGUCGUUCACUUGCCAGAAGGACCCACAUCAACCCACCCUUCUUCUUCCUCAUCCUUCCGGCGACAGGAGGCUCGGUCGAAGGAGAAAAGUUUUAUCGAAAUGCAGUGGUGCUGCUGGAUUCAAUCGUAUUUCGUCGUUUUGUGGAUCCAGCAUUCAGGGUCUAAUUACUUCUCUUGAGCCUUGCAAUGAAUACUACUCCUCUAAAUCCGCCCUCUCUUCUCUUCCUUUAUUCCCUGAUAAUGCCUUUUCUUCAUUUUUUGGAUCCAACUCUGUUACUCUCAAUCGCAGCCAAAGGAGACUCGCCCGUACCCGUUCCCGUUCGGGGGAAGCAAUGUCUGUAGCGGUGCAACCUGCUGAAGAAGUCACAAUGAAGAAGAAGCCUCAUACAAAGCAAAGGCGAGUGGUUGUCACAGGGAUGGGUGUGGUGUCACCACUGGGUCAUGAUCCAGAUGUCUUCUACAAUAAUUUGCUUGAGGGUAACAGUGGUAUAAGUAUGAUCGAGACAUUUGACUGCACCAAUUAUCCAACGAAAAUUGCUGGAGAGAUCAAAUCUUUCUCAACUGAUGGAUGGGUGGCUCCUAAACUUUCCAAGAGGAUGGAUAAAUUCAUGCUUUACAUGCUUACUGCUGGCAAGAAAGCUCUGGUAGAUGGUGGAAUUUCUGAAGAUGUCAUGGAUGAAUUAGAUAAGGCUAAAUGUGGUGUUUUAAUUGGCUCAGCUAUGGGAGGCAUGAAGGUCUUUUGGGAUGCACUUGAAGCUUUGAGGAUCUCAUACAAGAAGAUGAAUCCUUUCUGUGUGCCUUUUGCAACUACAAAUAUGGGUUCUGCUAUACUUGCCAUGGAUCUGGGAUGGAUGGGGCCAAACUAUUCAAUAUCUACUGCUUGUGCUACGAGCAACUUCUGUAUAUUGAAUGCUGCAAACCAUAUCAUUAGAGGCGAAGCAGAUCUAAUGCUUUGUGGUGGCUCAGAUGCGGCUAUUAUACCCCCUGGCUUGGGAGGUUUUGUGGCCUGCAGAGCACUCUCACAGAGGAAUGAAGAUCCUUCCAAAGCUUCACGCCCUUGGGAUACUAAUCGUGAUGGAUUUGUCAUGGGGGAAGGAUGUGGUGUUCUGCUUUUAGAAGAAGCAGAGCAUGCCAAGAAAAGAGGUGCAAAUAUUUAUGCAGAAUUUGUUGGUGGAAGCUUCACCUGUGAUGCUUAUCAUAUAACUGAGCCACGCCCUGAUGGGGCUGGUGUAAUUCUCUGCAUAGAAAAAGCCUUAGCUCAAUCUGGGGUGCCUAGGGAAGAUGUGAAUUACAUAAAUGCACAUGCUACAUCCACACCAGCUGGGGAUCUUAAAGAAUAUCAAGCUCUCAUGCAUUGUUUUGGCCAGAAUCCUGAGUUGAGGGUGAACUCGACAAAAUCAAUGAUUGGCCACUUAAUGGGAGGAGCCGGUGCUGUGGAAGCCAUCGCAGCUGUGCAGGCUAUAAGGACUGGGUGGGUACAUCCAAAUAUCAACCUCGAAAACCCAGACGAAGAAGUGGAUAUGAGAGUGCUAGUUGGCCCGAUGAAAGAGAGAUUAGAGGUUAAGGCAGCAUUGUCUAACUCAUUUGGAUUUGGUGGCCACAACUCAUCUAUCAUUUUUGUGCCCUACAAGUGAAUUAAAUCUUGUGUUGCUACUCCAACUGUAGCUGUAUCAUGACAAAGCUUAAUUUGCAUCAGGGAAAGAAGCACAACUUAGAUGUAGAGAAAUAGAAUGGUGCACUUUAUGGUUUAGUGUUCUUGUUCAGAUGGAUACUGAUGAUAGGGCUUGACUACAUGUUGCAGAGUACCCAGGAAGAAAUGUGGGUAUAUGUUUUAGUCAAGCGCAUGUGGACUUAAAAACUUAUUGCUUGGACAGUGCAGUAGCUUCACAGAAAGACGGAUGAAUAUCUCAAAGAUUAAGGACAAUGCUCCAAGAUCAGGAAGAGGUUAUGUGGAAUUAGCUUAUACUGUUUUCUUUUUCUCAUAAAUUGCCAAAGUGGGGCCUUUUUUAGUUAAUGUGAGCCACUGAACCAAAAAAAACCACUACAUGCAGUCAAUUUCUUGUUUUUGUGUAGAAGUAGGUGGCUGAUCAAAUUGUCUUGAUACACAGUUGUAACGAAUUUUAAGUUAGCAGUUUCUAGGCUAACCGCUCUAUUGCAUGCCAGCCAGUUUGUUUCUCGUUCA